UUCCGAACUGUUCCAAGCUCCAUUAGAGACAUCCACGCCAGAUGCAGAAACCUUCAAAGAGAGACCCGCUCGAGAAGUUGGGAGAGCUGAGGGCGUUGAUCACAGCGCAUGCGCGGCAUCAUGUGACCGUCGCCCAGUCUUCCAAGAUGGCAGCGCCCAGUUCUGCUCUUCGGACUCUUCAGCAUGUGCAGAACAAAGGUCUGAAAAGAAUAUUCUCAGGAAUUCAGCCAACCGGGAUUCCUCACCUGGGUAAUUAUUUUGGUGUCAUCACAAGCUGGGUAAAGCUACAGGAAGAAUGUAGUUCUGUAUUAUACAGCAUUGUGGACCUCCAUUCCCUCACCAUACCAAGAGAGCCAGCCGUUUUACGUGAAAGCAUCCUAGACAUCACUGCUGUUCUCCUGGCCUGUGGCAUAAACCCACAAAGAUGCUUCCUUUUCCAGCAGUCCCAGGUGCCUGAACAUACUCAACUUAGCUGGAUCUUAGGGUGUUUGAUAGGCAUCCCACGUCUGGAACAUUUUCCCCAGUGGAAGCUUAAGAAGGCCAGUCAGACCAGCGGAGGAACAGUUGGGCUCUUUACCUAUCCUGUCCUUCAAGCGGCAGAUAUUCUUCUCUACAAGUCAACACAUGUUCCUGUUGGAGAAGAUCAAAUCCUCCACUUGGAGCUGACUCAAGAUACAGCCCGCCACUUCAACAAGAAAUAUGGGGAGUUCUUUCCAGUACCCAAAGCCCUUUUAACCCCAGCCAAAAAAGUGAAGUCUCUCAGAGAUCCCACAUCGAAGAUGUCAAAAUCAGACUCCCAUAAAUUAGCCACAGUGGGUAUCACUGAUAGUCCUGAGGAGAUAAAACUGAAAUUUCGCAAGGCUGUCACAGACUUUACCUCUGAAGUGACCUAUGAUCCUGAACACCGCCUAGGAGUCUCCAAUCUUGUGGCUAUUCACUCUGCUGCAGCAGGACUUAGCACAGAGGAAGUGGUACAGCAGAGUAUUGGCCUCGAUACGGCCCAUUAUAAGGCUGUGGUGGCUGAAGCGGUCAUCGAAAAACUUGCACCAGUUAGAAAUGAGUUCAAGAGACUAAAAGAAGAGAAAUCUUACCUGGAGGAGGUUCUGUCGUCCGGAGCAGAAAAAGCCAGAGAACUUGCAACUCCUGUGUAUUGGGAAAUUAAAAGAUUGGUGGGGUUGAACUGAAUCCAAGAAAAAGUAGCUAGCAUCUUUCAUUACUUCAGUAUGCGCCUUAUUGUAUUUUACAGUCCUCUGUUUUGAAGGUCCAAAAGAAGAUUGAUUGUCAGAUCUUUCCUU
Molecule: messenger RNA, 1295 nt
Organism: Crotalus tigris (Tiger rattlesnake)
Lineage: Eukaryota; Metazoa; Chordata; Lepidosauria; Squamata; Viperidae
Gene: WARS2
Product: tryptophanyl tRNA synthetase 2, mitochondrial
Exons: 6
Coding region: 42-1184 (380 amino acids)
Biological process (GO): mitochondrial tryptophanyl-tRNA aminoacylation
Cellular component (GO): mitochondrial matrix; mitochondrion
Molecular function (GO): tryptophan-tRNA ligase activity; ATP binding
Source: RefSeq, a predicted model, not a curated record